Messenger RNA from Mytilus trossulus (common blue mussel), 2264 nucleotides. Its product is annotated as vesicle transport through interaction with t-SNAREs homolog 1B-like. NCBI's taxonomy places the organism in Eukaryota, Metazoa, Mollusca, Bivalvia, Mytilida, Mytilidae. Gene Ontology annotation, biological process: macroautophagy; intra-Golgi vesicle-mediated transport; intracellular protein transport. The transcript is spliced from 7 exons. Bases 55 to 720 code for a protein of 221 amino acids. Gene Ontology annotation, molecular function: SNARE binding; SNAP receptor activity. Gene Ontology annotation, cellular component: endoplasmic reticulum membrane; ER to Golgi transport vesicle membrane; SNARE complex. The record is from RefSeq and is a predicted model, not a curated record.
UCCAUCCCGAACUUUAUACAGUAUUUAGAAUGAUCACAUGACUGUCAUGUCAAAAUGUCUUCUGAAAAGUUUGAGUCACUUGAGGAUGAUUUGUCAAGUGUUUUGGACAGUAUAAGAGACAGAGUCGAAGGGAAAAUCCCAAAUUUUGAGGGAGAGGAGAAAAAGACAGCCAUUCGCCAUGCAGAAAGAAAUAUUGAAGAAGCAAACUGCAUUCUACAGGAAAUGGAAAGUGAAGCAAAGAUGGCACCUAUUUCUUAUAGAUCUCAACAAAUAUCAAGAAUACGUAACUACAGACAUGACUUAGAUAAUAUAACCAAAAAUCUGAAGAAAAGUAAAGGAGCUACAGGAAGAGGAUCUGAUAAUUUUGGUUUUGAUAGAGAUGAGCAAAUGGCAGCUUCUUCGAGAAACAAACUUUAUCAGGGAACUCAGUCUUUGAAUCGUGCCACAGAUAGCAUUGCAAGGACACAUCAGAUAGCAGCUGAAACUGAUGAAAUAGGGGUAGAAAUAAUUGAUGAAUUAGGAAGACAGAGGGAAACCUUAGGAAGAACAAGAGAUAGGCUGUAUGAUACAGAUUCAAAUUUAUCUAAAAGUAGAAAAAUCCUUAAAACCAUGGCAACAAGAGUGAUGACCAACAAGAUGAUUUUAAUUGUGAUAAUCCUGUUAGAAGUGUGUGGACUAGGUGGAGUUAUUUAUUGGAAAUUCUUUACUAAACAUUCAUGAUCACAGAACCAUAACAACUAGACUGAUGUUUAUGAUGAACCUCCCAGUAAACAUCCAGUAGACUGAGAUUGUAUAAAAAGUCUGGAUAUGAAAUCAGAUAAAAUAUGAACAGGUCCACAUUGUACUAAAAAUGUAUUUAACUGGGAAAUUUUAAUAUCAUGUGAUAUUCUUUAAAAUGAUUUGAUAACUGUAAGUUCAGAAAUUAAUGCUUGCAUUUAUUAUUGCAAAUCCUUGACCACUGGCAGAAAGUAAUAUCUAAAUAAAUAAUUUGAUUGCAAAUAUUUAUUGAAGUUUUUUAAUGAUAACCUGAUAAUGUCACAGUUUUUGCAUUAAUAAAAACAUUGCAAUAAUUUCAGAAUUUUCACUUCUAUGAUGCAUACUUUUUUGUUUAUGUUUUUUAACUUCAGUUUUUGUAUGUGAGUUUGUGUAUAUUCAGAAUGUGUAAUUCUGUAAUGGAUAUCUGUGAUUUGUUUGUUUGCAUGUGUUUACUUUUGUUUUGAUGGAUGUUUAUAUAUUUAAUGAAAGUAAGAGAGAAAAAGAAAGUCCCAUUGAGUAAAUGUCUGACAGUUAUAGUGAAAGUGAGAGAAAGAAAGUCUAAAUGAUAAUAGAUUUGAAUAAUGGAAGUGAGAGAGAAAGAAAGUCCCAUUGAAUACAUGAUUACAAGAAUCCAUAUAUAAUUUAAUGUAUUGUCAUAUAUGCAUAAUAAAAUUGAGAAUUGAAAUGGGGAAUGUAUCAAAAAGACAACAACCCGACCAUAGAAAAAACAACAGCAGAAGGUCACCAACAGGUCUUCAAACAUAUUUUCAUUUAUUUAUCUCAAAUAUAAGCAUACAAGUAUAUUUUCUCUUGACUUACUUAGUCAAGUUUAAUUAAUCAAGACCUGGGUCCACAGUAACCAUCCCAUUUUAUGCAUUAAUGUAUUACCACUGUUGAUAAUUGUAAAUUUAUACAUUUGCACUGUAUCCCUAAUUUAUCAAAUUUUGUUAAGGCUGUUGAUCACCUGACACUUUCCUCUUUUAUUUGUUCCAGUGAUCAGGUCAGAGUUAAAUUUUCUAUGUAAAGGAGUAUAUGUCAGUACGACUUAUUUACAUAAGGCAUUGAAUUCACAUUCCAUAUAAUUUCAGACUUCUGUCUGUCCACCUCAAAUAUUUUGUAUGUCUCUGUCACCCCUCGAACUCAUUUUCAUUCUGUAGUGAUUUGACUUAAGCUUUAAUAGUUUAUGAUGUGUCUAUUGUUACGAAUGAAAAUAACAUUUUGUAAAUCUGAAGGCAUCUCUAGAUUUACUACAUCAGAAACACUCUAACUCAAAUAAAUGAAAACCAGCAGUUCUUAAGAUUACUCGUAAGUCAUACAAUUUCAGUAAAACUUGCAAUCAAUUUUAAUUGUAAGAUUUUUAGUGAAAUGAGUCACAGGUGUGUAUAAAAAUGUGAGGAAUAUGCCCCUGACAAAUUAGGCUUUUAAUUCUGUUUCAUGUAUUAGAGAGCUUAUUAUAUGUUAUGAAUGAAUGAAUAUUAGAAAUUUGUUAAGCAUAUAUCUAAGCAUAU